UUUAGAACCAAAUACUUUAAGACUUUUACUCAAGUAGUAUUUUACUGGGUGACUUUCACUUUUACUUGAGUAACUUUCUAUUCAGGUAUCUAUACUUUUACUCAAGUAUGACAAAGGGGUACUUUUUCCACCGCUGUGUUGGGGAAAAGUGUGUCGUGUGCUCACCUAUGAUGCUCACUAUAGUGUGCUACCACCAGAUGUCGCUGUUGAGAUGAAUAUUGUUACACAAUAUCGAAAUAUGGUGUUUUUAUUGCCAUCCGACUUGCCGUACAAAAGCAAAGUCACCAGGAAGAGAAAUGUCAAACGUUUGGAAACUGGUGCCGCUGUCUGCCGCUGUGUCAGGGGUCCUGGGUCUGAUGACGGGCACUGCGACUGUCCUGGCCAGCAGCGAGGUGAAGAAGAAAGCUGCAGCUCAGAGUCUCAGUAUUGAAGAGCUCCCGUCCCUCUAUGUUACUCCAGAGCCGCAUCUCCGGUAUGUGGAGCCAGAGGUGGGGCCAGUGGAACAGGGCGUGGCCGAGCUGAGGAAAUGGGCCGAGCCUUACACCAACCAGUGCCAGGAAACGGGUCUGGUUGUCCUGGAGAAAGCUGAGGAGGUCUACAGGACUGUAGAGCCCACUGUGAGCGCCUCCACCAGGACAGUGAGAGGUGAGAAGACACUCAUAUCAUGCAGAUACUUUCAUAUACACAUACAUACACAAAACUGUGUGUCCUUUCUCUGUCUCUCUCUUUCUCUCUUAGAGACAUAUGAGUUCCUCAAUGAUCCUCCUCCGGACCUCUAUGCCAGCGUCGGGGUGGUUGGCUUCUCUGGCUUCUUAGGAUUGUACCUGGCCAAAGGUUCCAGGGUGAAGAGGCUGGUGUUUCCUAUCGGGCUGAUGGCUCUUAGUGCUUCCAUGUUCUACCCCCAGCAGGCUGCCUCCUUAACCAAGGUGAGCAGGGACUCUGUGUACAACUGGAGUCAGCAGGGUCGGGAUGCUGUGGAGACGCUCUGGAAGGACCUGCCAUUUGGCAAGGGCAAGGUUGAGAAGACCGAGGACAAGAGCACUGCUAGCUGAGACAGAGAGCCUGGACACAUCACCUGGCUGUCACACACACACACACACACACACAUAAUGCAUCUGAAGAGUGCACUCAGAGUCAUAUACAGAGUUCAUAGAACUUGGUUUGAGAUUUUGAAAGUUAAUGGCAUCAAAGGUCCCAAAACAAUCACAUUUUGUUGCGUCAUGGAACAUUUGGUUCAAACGUAGAGGAUAGGUUAUAAUUGGAGCCUGGCCGGUAUAUUGUUUCACCGAUAUUAUCCGCCUAUAUUGGCCGUAUUGACUGUGCAUGUGUGUGUUCAUGUUGUGGUCCUAAUGUUGUGUCAGAGUCUUUGUGGGUGUGUGUGUGUGUGUGUGUGUGUGUGUGUGUGUGUGUGUGUGUGUGUGUGUGUGUGUGUGUGUGUGUGUGUGUGUGUGUGUGUGUGUGUGUGUGUGUGUGUGUGUGUGUGUGUGUGUGUGUGUGUGUGUGUGUGUGUGUGUGUGUGUGUGUGUUCCUAGGUGUGGAUUGUUGCUGGCUCUCAGGCUCUUGUUCUCCUAUGCCUUUGGCACCUGAUUUGAUUCAUGAAAUUGUGAAAUCCUCAAUGGCUGAUGUGAAUAUAGGGGAUUAGGAUUCUUGGCAUGAUAACAACGGUUGUCAGAGGAGUUGGACUAGAAGUUCUGACAGAAUCACCUAUAUUCACAACAGCCCUCUUUUCCUGAGAGUAUUUCCCUAGGUGGCAAAGGUGUGCCACAAAGCUCCUCACGGUGCACUUAGUGUUGGCACACAAAACAGAAAAGUAUUUGAAUUUUGGAGGACAUUACAUCAUGUCAUCACACCCACCAGUGGUGAGAACCUGUUAUUACCAUCAUCUACUGUAUGUCUAAAUGGGUUGGAACCAGGCUCUUGUCGUAAAAAUACAAUUUGUUUUCAGUGAUAUAACCUGGCUUACUAGAGGUGAUAUAAACUCUGUAGGUCUGGGUGUGCUGUACCAGUGUGGAUCGAAAUCACAUUUAACACCCCUAUAUGCACAGCGCCUCCAUGGUGUACACACACCGAAACACACCCUAGACAGAGCACCUUAACAUACCUCUGUCUCUCCUGUAACAUGAUACAUCACAUUCCCUCUUGCUCUGUUACCUUGCCAACUAACCAUGCCAACCUGUUGUAACCAUGCCAACGGACACAGGAGACUCCUGUCAGCUGUCUGACCUCGUUUCCGUGGUUGUCUGAAUCUUGUUGCUCAUGCUUGUUUGUUUUGGUGAUGUUUAUGUAUUUAGUUCUAAAGACAUUCCCCCAUCAUUGAUCCACUACAGAGUGCACUACGAUAACGUUACAUAAAUUAUUUAAAAAGUUAAACAUGUACUUCUACUACUGAAGAAUAUUUAAACGUGGUGUAUAUUUGAAGUAUUUUGUGUUUCAGGUGAUGAUUUUCAUUUUCAAAUGGUUGAUUUUGUAUUGAUUGUCUGUUCCCGGAAAACGACUGUCUAUAAACGGAGAUAUGGGAGGAAUAAAUCAAACUCAUAUCUGA
Messenger RNA from Salmo salar (Atlantic salmon), 2542 nucleotides. Lineage: Eukaryota; Metazoa; Chordata; Actinopteri; Salmoniformes; Salmonidae. The record is from RefSeq and is a predicted model, not a curated record.